AUGGAUCCUGAAAAGGAGGCAGCAGUUCCAGAGGGUCUUCCAUUCCCUGGUGGAAGCCCCCAAGUUCAUUCGCCUGACAAAGAUGUUGCUCCUAAGGGCCGCCCAGUCUCCUUGAAAAAGAUCAAAGAAAGUCACGUCCAGCAAUUUUACCAACAGUACGUACAGGAGGCUGCGCAGAAGCGGCAGAUGGCGCCUAGCGACUUUACGCUCGAAUUCCGCAAAUCUCUCUGGGGCGCUGCUGUGAAGUCUGCCAACGAACGCAUCAACCAUAUUCGUAAAGGCCUGCUAAGGAACACUCAACCGUCGCAAUCACCCAGCAAGAAGCCACUAGUUCCAACUCCUGAGCCGACCGUAAACCCCAUCGUUCUUCAACAGCCGCUCCCAACUCGGCCUGUUUCUUUCGAUUUCGACCUCAAACCAGAAUUGCACUCUGACAACCCCUCACUGGCUCGUCCAAAGUCUGACGAGAUGUCAAUCGCCGAUCUCUGGGCUCACAAGCUCACCGAUGAGCAGCUUGAGCACAUGAAAUCGUUCGAACCGGACUCUGAGAUGCAAGAGCUGCUGUUGAGCGAUAUCACACCUGGUAGCGGUGAUCCUUUUAGUGACAACUCAGCCGAUGGCCCGGGUGGUAGGGGCUCCUUGUUCGGUGCUCGCCAGGCCAACUACGACCUUCCUUCUGCUGCACCUGCUGGUACAUAUCCCAUCCAGGAUCAGACUCUUCCAGCUCAGCGCCCAGGCAGCAAUCCAUCCGGCAAUUUCCAACAAGGUACAUACGUCGAGUCGCCAGCAGGUUUGAAAGAGCCUAGGAUGCAGAAUAACAAUUUCGACCGCGCCAACAUGGACCAGCAGCAUACGCAGGAUGGCAACCACGCUACUCCUCAGCCCGGCGGCAUUCAGUCGAUGCUAGAGUCUCAAUUCAUGCAACCCAACCUCCACAGCUACUCUCACACCCACGGCUACCAUCAAAUGUCGCCUGCGUCUAACACCAUGCGUAGUGCAGCACAGACUCCUUCUCAGACUGGUGGCAACGGCCUCGCCUCGCCUCAAGCUCAAUUCGACCGCGCUGUGUUGAUCAAUGAUAACCUGCAAGCUGCUCCAUUCACAGGUUUCAGCCAGCUACCGGUCGACAAGAAUGCAGAUGGAGAUUUGCCUGCGGAUUUCAACUUCUCUCUGCCAGGCACGCAUCGGAAUCCGUUCGAGACCGACGGCCCGCCCAAGUCCGCUGUGGAAGCCAAACAACGCUUUCAAGUCCACAUUCACCAGCUGAACGAUCUGCACCGAAUCCGGAAGGAGAACAAUGAUCGUUUCAUGUUCAGUUACUUGGAGCAAGGUGUGUGGCUGUAUCAGGCCAUAUAUGAAUGUCUGGCCAUCACGACCGGACUGCGAACCCUGACUGACUUGUUGGCAAAAUACGAUGUCGCUCACGAUCAGCGUAUUCUAUACCACAUGGCGGUCUUCAUUCAUGGUCCCUUGGUUCCGGGUCUGGUCAAAGCAGGACCUCGCCUGGCCACGUUUGUCCAGGACGCCUUGAAAUCGGUCCAUGAUCCCGAGUUCAGACCUGUAGCAUUCAACAAGGUGACAAACCUGUUCUACACUACCUUCUUAGGUGCCAAAGCGCGUCUCAUGGUCAUCGAUUCCCAACGCAAGGAUAACCCGGCGCACUUCACAACCUUGCCUCCGCAGACAUUCAAGGAGUUGUUGCCUAUCACCAGCGGUAACAUGUAUGCCUGGCUGGCGCCUGGCGCAGAUAAUGAACUAGGUAUCUACGAUCACGUAUGGCCGCCGACUGGGCCUUUUUGA
Messenger RNA from Cyphellophora europaea CBS 101466, 1800 nucleotides. RefSeq lists its product as uncharacterized. Bases 1 to 1800 code for a protein of 599 amino acids. The transcript has 2 exons. The record is from RefSeq and is a predicted model, not a curated record. NCBI's taxonomy places the organism in Eukaryota, Fungi, Ascomycota, Eurotiomycetes, Chaetothyriales, Cyphellophoraceae.